ACGUAACAAACCGUUUAAACUGAAACAAACUUUAACUAACUAUUCCCGCGUCAACACACACUCUUUCUUUCAUCUUCUUCCACAAUUCCCAUUCUUGUUUCUUCUUCUUCAAGAAACAACAAUGAAUCCCUUCAAACCAACCCUCUUCAUUCUUUUCACCACCUUCAUUCUCACCGCCGGUAACAUCCAACUAGACUUCCCUUAUUUCACCACCACCAACACCGCCACAAACAUCACCUUCAUCGGUGAUUCAUCUCUCAGAAACCGCUUUGUUUCUUUAACUAAAUCCACCACUUUCAGCACCGGUUCUAUCAUCUAUAACAAACCCAUUUCUCUCUUUGACAUUUUAACAAACACUACAUCUUCAUUCUCAACAACGUUCUCUUUCUCCAUCACAAACCCUAAUAACCCCACUUCAUUUGGUGAUGGCAUUGCUUUCUUCCUCUCCCCCAACAAUCUCUCAUCAUUAUCAUCAUCGUCAUCAGCAAGCACAUUUGGUCUUCCUACAAAUUUUGUUGCUGUUGAAUUUGAUACUCGAUUUGACCGUCGAUUCAAUGACCCGAAUGAGAAUCAUAUAGGUUUCAAUAUUGAUACAUUGAAUUCUAUGAAAAUUGUUGAUCCUAUUUACAAUGGAAUUGAUCUGAAGAGUGGAAAUACUAUCACUUCUUGGAUUGAUUACAAGACUGAUGUGAAUUCUCUUUCUGUUUUCUUGAGCUAUUCUCCGAUUAAGCCGCGUGAUCCGAUUCUUUUUGUAACCGUUGAUCUUUCGGAGUAUUUUAGAGGAAAUGACGGUGUUUACGUUGGUUUUUCUGCUUCUGCUGAAAAAAGUACUGAACUUCAUCAGAUUCAAAGUUGGAGUUUUUACACUGUUGGAUUUGAACCUGCAAGACCUAGGUUGAGGAGUCAUAAUGUUUCGGAUAAUUCUGUUACUGUAAGUACUGGGAAUGAGGUACACGUUAAUGCGUCGCGUCCACGUUCGCGUUCGCAUUCUUUUUCUUCGAAGAAAAGGUUUGGUCUUGGUUUUGCUGUUGCAGGUCCUGUUUUUUUCUGUGUUGUUUUUUCAUUGUUGGGGUAUUAUUCUUUUAUGAAAUGGAAGGGAGUGAGAAAAUGUACGUUGAAGAAUUUCGGAACUGGGUUUGUUGCUUGUCCUAGAGAGUUUAAUUACAGAGAAUUGAAAUCUGCGACACGAGAGUUUCAUCCUAGUAGGAUCGUUGGUCAUGGUUCGUUUGGUACUGUGUAUAAAGCUUUCUUUAUAUCUUCUGGAACAAUUGCUGCAGUGAAAAGAUCAAGGCAUUCUCAUGAAGGAAAAGCCGAGUUUCAUUCUGAAUUGUCUAUCAUUGCUGGUUUAAGGCACAAAAAUUUGGUUCAGUUGUUAGGUUGGUGUGUUGAGAAAGGAGAGUUGCUUCUUGUUUAUGAUUUCAUGCCUAAUGGAAGCUUAGACAAGAUGCUUUACAAGGAACCUGAGAGAGGGAAAUUGUUGAGUUGGUCUCAUAGGGUUAACAUUGUUGUUGGUUUGGCUUCUGUUUUGGUUUAUCUUCAUCAAGAAUGUGAGCAAAGAGUGAUUCAUAGAGAUAUCAAAACUGCGAAUGUUUUGCUCGAUGGGAAUUUCAAUCCUAGGUUGGGUGAUUUUGGAUUGGCUAAACUCAUGGAUCAUGAUAAGAGUCCUAUUUCAACUUUAACUGCUGGAACAAUGGGAUACCUUGCACCUGAAUAUCUUCAAUACGGGAAAGCAACCGAUAAAACCGAUGUUUUCAGCUAUGGAGUGGUUGUCCUUGAAGUGGCUUGUGGGAAGAGACCUAUUGAAAGAGAAGGUACAAAGAUGGUUAAUUUGGUGGAUUGGGUUUGGGGGUUGUAUUCUGAAGGGAAGAUAAUUGAAGCUGUUGAUAAGAGGUUGAAUGGUGAAUUUGAGGAAGAGGAAAUGAAGAAGGUUUUGAUGUUAGGGUUGAGUUGUGCUAAUCCUGAUAGUGCUGAGAGACCUACUAUGAGAAGAGUAUUGCAGAUUCUUAACAAUGAAGCUGUUCCAUUUACUGUUCCAAAAGUGAAGCCAUGCCUUACAUUCUCAUCUGAUUUGCCAUUGACUAUUGAUGAGAUUGUUUCUGAUGUUGAUGAUGGUGAGGGUGAAGAGUUCAAUACUAGCCAAUCUAUGUGUGAGAUUAAAAUUGAAGGAUAAGGUUUUUACCUUAUUCAUUUCAUUCUUUUGUAAAUUUUCUAUUCUGUAGUCUAAGAAAAAUGGUCAUAGUUGAUUGAUUGUAGUUCAGUUCAGUUCAAAUCUACUGAGUUUGAUGUUGUAAGGUUAGGCUAUAUUUGAGAUACACAUGUUAUACUUUUGUUGUACAAAAAUUGACUGUUUUUAUGUUCAUAUUUCUCAAGUUUCAUUCAAGUAACAAUCAGCUUAGUGUU
Trifolium pratense (red clover) is the source of this 2400-nucleotide messenger RNA. Its product is annotated as probable L-type lectin-domain containing receptor kinase S.7. NCBI's taxonomy places the organism in Eukaryota, Viridiplantae, Streptophyta, Magnoliopsida, Fabales, Fabaceae. The transcript has a single exon. The record is from RefSeq and is a predicted model, not a curated record. Gene Ontology annotation, molecular function: ATP binding; protein kinase activity; carbohydrate binding. The coding region runs from base 122 to 2170 and encodes 682 amino acids. Gene Ontology annotation, cellular component: plasma membrane. Gene Ontology annotation, biological process: protein phosphorylation.